UCAGGAGCAGGGCGGAGUCUAGGCAAUAGGCAGCGGUGUCUGGUGUGGUGCUCCUUAGAUGCGCCACGGCUUCGGUAGCGACGGCUUCUCCUGCUAGGUGUGAGCUUCGCCAGCCCCUCCCCCAGGAGACCAUCGCAGUUGGCCAGCACCUGCUCCACUGUAACCAUGUGCGACCGAAAGGCGGUGAUCAAAAAUGCCGAUAUGUCGGAGGAGAUGCAACAGGACUCCGUGGAAUGUGCUACUCAGGCGUUGGAGAAAUAUAACAUAGAGAAGGAUAUUGCGGCGCAUAUUAAGAAGGAGUUUGACAAGAAGUACAACCCCACAUGGCACUGCAUCGUGGGGAGGAACUUCGGUAGUUACGUGACACAUGAAACCAAACACUUCAUCUACUUCUACCUGGGCCAAGUGGCCAUUCUUCUGUUCAAAUCUGGUUAAAGUGAACUGCACCACACCCCAGUGAUCCAUCCAAAAACGAGGAUUGCAGCCUAAAUUCCAAAUACCAGAGACUGAAAUCUUCAGCCUUGCUUAAAGGAACACCUUGAUCUUGAACCUUUAUUGUGUUAUUUUGUACAGGGCAUUCUCUGUACUCAUUUGUUGUGGUUAUAAAACAAUUAGCAAAACAGCUUACAUUUGUAUUUAUUUUCUAUUCCAUACCUCUCUGCUCCAUGUUCUUCCUCCUCAAAAUCCAUUCCUUUGCCCUCAAAAUAAAUCUGUUGAAGAAC
This is a messenger RNA of Phyllostomus discolor (pale spear-nosed bat), 722 nucleotides long. It is a transcript of the gene DYNLL1, whose product is annotated as dynein light chain LC8-type 1. The record is from RefSeq and is a predicted model, not a curated record. Gene Ontology annotation, molecular function: dynein intermediate chain binding; dynein light intermediate chain binding. NCBI's taxonomy places the organism in Eukaryota, Metazoa, Chordata, Mammalia, Chiroptera, Phyllostomidae. The coding region runs from base 166 to 435 and encodes 89 amino acids. Gene Ontology annotation, cellular component: cytoplasmic dynein complex. The transcript is spliced from 3 exons. Gene Ontology annotation, biological process: microtubule-based process; cilium assembly.